This is a messenger RNA of Gasterosteus aculeatus aculeatus (three-spined stickleback), 2267 nucleotides long. RefSeq names its product MUS81 structure-specific endonuclease subunit (gene mus81). Gene Ontology annotation, cellular component: nucleus; Holliday junction resolvase complex. NCBI's taxonomy places the organism in Eukaryota, Metazoa, Chordata, Actinopteri, Perciformes, Gasterosteidae. Gene Ontology annotation, biological process: resolution of meiotic recombination intermediates; mitotic intra-S DNA damage checkpoint signaling; double-strand break repair via break-induced replication. Gene Ontology annotation, molecular function: DNA binding; 3'-flap endonuclease activity; crossover junction DNA endonuclease activity. The record is from RefSeq and is a predicted model, not a curated record.
CACAAAUGUGCGCCUUUCCCCGCCUCCUUUUCGUUCCUGAAAGUGACGUCACCAGGAAGUGCGCCGUGCUUUGGAAAUCAAGGCGCCAGCUUUCGAACACAAUAACCACACAAUAACUUGGUUAAAGCAUCGAGUUAGCUGUUCGAUGGUGUGUCAGCGUCCCGCCAGUCUCAUCACUACUUCAUCAGAGCCAAAGUGAUGCCAGCUGCGGAGUCGGUCCGGCUGGGUCGCAAACGCGCUGUGCCCGCCUGCCCGAACCCGCUGUUCCUCAAGUGGCUCACGGAGCUCCGGGACGAGGCCAAGGAGAAGGGACUGAAGACCCAGUACACGUACCAGAAGGCCAUCGGCUCUCUGAACAAGUAUCCGUUACCCCUUCAAAACGCCAAAGAGGCAAAGAUCCUCCAGAACUUUGGAGACGGCAUCUGUAAAAUACUGGAUGAAAAGCUGCAACGGUACCUCAGGGAAAACGGUCCAGACGCUCCUACUCGAUCUCUACCUGAAGGAGCGCCCCCUCCUGGUGGGCAGGACAACAACAGACUGGCUCCGUCCAGAAAGAAGAAUGCUGCAGGGGAUCAAGAAGGAGAAGGAGGAGGGAGGAGGAAGAAGAGGGACUACGUGCCCCAGAAGAGGUCCGGCGGUUAUGCUGUUCUGCUCACCUUGUACAGACAGAUGCAGGUCCCAGGAAGCAAAGGUUAUAUGUUUAAGAUGGAGCUGCAAGCAGAAGCUCAGCUUCUCUGCGACAAGUCUUUCUCUGUACCAGAUUUAGGCAGUAAGUACACGGCCUGGUCUUCAGUGAGCACUCUGAUCCGGAAGAACUUUGUCAUAAAGACCCACAAUCCUGCGAGGUAUUCUCUGACUGAAGACGGUCUGGCUCUGGCGGAGCGACUGGAGUCCGUAGAACACGACCCCAAAGACGUCCCCCGGGGGGACGGAGGGGAGGCUACGGGUGAAGAAUGGCUGGACGAGGAGGAGGAGGAGGAGCAGCGAGCUCCUGGGCUUGUGGACCUCACUGCCAGUGAUGAUGACGAAGAAGAGGAGAAGGAAGAAGACGGGAUACAGCCGGCGUGCGCGACCCAGCAGAGGAGUGACGCCGGUGGGACGCGUCUUUUGGGGAAAGUCCAGAAUCCUCAGGCAGCGAGCAAGAAGCCCAACGAAGGGUGUCUUCCGCCUGGAUCCUAUGAAAUUAUUCUCUGCGUUGACUUCAUUGAGACGACCGGCGGGAGCAACCACCGCAAGCAGGAGCUGGUCAAAGAGCUUCAGAGGAACGGGGUGAACUUCGACGUUAGGAAGCUAAAUGUCGGAGACUUCCUCUGGGUCGCUCGGGAGAAGGUGGCGCCCGUUCCAGGGCAGCUGCGCGCUCCCCCCGCCAGGGAGCUCGUCCUCGAUUACAUCAUCGAGAGGAAGAGGAUGGACGACCUGUGCGGCAGCAUCAUCGACGGGCGCUUUAGGGAACAGAAGUUUCGGAUGAAGAGGUGUGGUCUUCGUCGGCCGUGCUACCUGGUGGAGGAGUGCGGGUCGGCCGCCUCCCACCUGAGCUUACCUGAGACCACGCUGCAGCAGGCCAUAGUCAACACGCAGGUAGUCGAUGGCUUCUUUGUGAAGAGAGUGCAGGAUGUGAGGGAGUCGGCCGCCUACCUCACCGUCAUGACACGAUACCUGAUCAGACUUUACCAGGACCGUGCGCUCAUCUGUCGCUCCAGAGAGCUGGAGGGGGACGGGGGAGGUGGUGAGGAGGAGCGAGGGACCCCCUCCUGCUCCCUCAUUUCCUUCGCGGAGUUCAACUACGGCGCCAUUAAAAACAAGUGUCAGACGGUGAGAGAAGUGUUUGCCAGACAGUUGAUGCAGGUGAGCGGUUUGUCCGGAGACAAAGCAGCCGCCAUCCUGGAGCAGUACAGCACGCCACACAGCCUUCUUACGGCUUAUGAACGAUGCGCAAGUGAUGCACAGAAAGAAAAACUCCUCUCCUCCGUCCGCUACGGGAAGCUCAAAAGAAACCUGGGUCCGGCUCUGAGCAGAACCAUCUACCAGCUGUACUGUACCAAAGGAGCGUUGUCAUAGAAGCGCUGAUGUUUUCUGUGUGAAAGACAAAAAGCUCAAUUCCCUCAAGAUAUGAACACGUUCCAACAAUAUUUGUUGCUGCUUUAUAUGAAUAUAAUUCUUUGAAAUUAAAGAUGCUGUUUCCAUUAUUGUAACAUUAUGGUAUUUUGUAUAAAGAAUUUCACGAAUGCACCCUUGUUCUGCAUCAAUAAAAUGUAUUUUAUUAUGAA